This is a messenger RNA of Exophiala aquamarina CBS 119918, 372 nucleotides long. RefSeq lists its product as uncharacterized. Lineage: Eukaryota; Fungi; Ascomycota; Eurotiomycetes; Chaetothyriales; Herpotrichiellaceae. Bases 1 to 372 code for a protein of 123 amino acids. The record is from RefSeq and is a predicted model, not a curated record. The transcript is spliced from 3 exons.
AUGUCGUCGAUCACCAAGAUACCAGACCGUCACAUGAUUCAUGUGACGCUCUACUUUGCACCUGAGAACGUCCCUAUUGCUCUAGAGGCAUGCAAAGCUCUAUUUGAAGAGGCUUGGAAGGAACCACAGUUGGAUUUCUGCCAGGUUGUACAACAUGUGGAUGAGCCGGGGAUCAUUCGUAUCCAAGAAGCAUGGAAUGCUUCACGCAAAUAUCUUGACGAGGUCCAAUUGCACAAGUCCUACUACGCGCCAUAUCUUGAAGCUACUCAGCAUCUCUGGCUGAGACCACGUGAAAUCCAAAUUUUCGAACGCAUCUCUGGCUGGACGUCGAUCAAACCAUCUUUCGCUCAGGAUGAACUCGAGCCUCAGUGA